This is a messenger RNA of Clupea harengus (Atlantic herring), 1277 nucleotides long. Its product is annotated as complement C1q subcomponent subunit B-like. NCBI's taxonomy places the organism in Eukaryota, Metazoa, Chordata, Actinopteri, Clupeiformes, Clupeidae. The transcript is spliced from 5 exons. Gene Ontology annotation, molecular function: protein binding. The coding region runs from base 49 to 792 and encodes 247 amino acids. The record is from RefSeq and is a predicted model, not a curated record.
UAUAAACAGGGGCUGAACAGAUCCUCUCAAAAGCCAUUUCAGGUAUCUAUGAUGAAGAGCUCUCUGUCUGUGCUGCUGCUCUGUUGUCUGUGUGGGGCACAGAGCCAAGGUGAGGGGGGAGGCAUCCAGGAGAGCAGUGUCCCUCAGCACGGUAAUGCUGCAGAGGAAAAGAACCUUUGCGACCCUCACGGAGUGGUUGCCGAGCUGCGGGAGCUGAGAGAGACCGUGUCCUCUCUCGUGAGACAAAUAGAGGAGCAGAAGACAAAAGAGCUGCAGGAGCUAAGAGAGACCGUGAGACAAAUAGAGGAGCAGAAGACAAAAGGGCUGCGGGACCUGAGAGAUGCCAUGUCUGACCUCAGGAGCCAAAUGGAGGAUCACAAGAGGACAGAGCAAGUAGCAUUUGGAGCAUCACUGGGACCUUAUGAAAAUCAGGGUCCAUAUAACACUGAGAUUACCCUGGUUUACAAGGACGUUUUUGCUAAUGCUGGGAAUGCCUACAACCCAGCAACAGGUAUCUUCACUGCACCAGUGAAAGGAGUCUACUACUUCAGCUUCACUGGUCAUAAUCGCUCCAGCAGGUCCAUGAGUCUCAGACUAAUGAAGAACGGCCAUCAGAUGGUGACAGUGUCCAAUCAUGUUGCAGGUAAUCUCUAUGAGACCGGAACCAAUGGGAUGAACCUGCAGCUAGAGAAGGGAGACCACGUGUACAUGCGGCUUAGGGAAAACACCUGGAUUUUUGAUAAUAAGAAUGACCACAGCACUUUCAUUGGCCAUUUGCUGUUUCCACUGUAAGAAUACGAUUGGUUAUCUACCCUGUUGUACCCCGGUGUGUAUUGUUUUAAAGGGUCAUGUUAGCUUCUAAUUGUUUGAGAGCAAGAAAAUGAAAAUUACAAAUACCUUGAUACCACACACUGAAGUUGUGUCAAAGUCAGCCUAGGCAUUUUCUUUUCAUUUUGAUAUUGAAGGUGUCCCUGCUUACUAAGUAACUUACAGACAUAGUUACAAAGUGACAUACCAUAAAAUUACGAGUAAAUGGUUUGAUGAGGGAAGUUUUUUUGACUAAUGACUGAUAUAUUUUCAUGUAAUGUAUAUCUGUGACAUUGAGUACGUUACUAAAGAAUGUGAAUACUGGGAAUGGGCUUCACUUUUGCACUGUUGAAAUAUUAUGCUGUUCCUAUAUGCAGUAAGCCCUAAUUGUCUCUUGAGUGGAUGAAAUGAAAGAUAUGUAUAUGUAGUAUGAUUGUGUUGUCGAUCAGAUAAUAAACUAUUUUAAUAAA